Messenger RNA from Aspergillus nomiae NRRL 13137, 1260 nucleotides. It is a transcript of the gene cdc43, whose product is annotated as protein geranylgeranyltransferase type I subunit CDC43. Gene Ontology annotation, molecular function: CAAX-protein geranylgeranyltransferase activity. Gene Ontology annotation, cellular component: CAAX-protein geranylgeranyltransferase complex. The record is from RefSeq and is a predicted model, not a curated record. The coding region runs from base 1 to 1260 and encodes 419 amino acids. The transcript is spliced from 5 exons. Gene Ontology annotation, biological process: protein geranylgeranylation. NCBI's taxonomy places the organism in Eukaryota, Fungi, Ascomycota, Eurotiomycetes, Eurotiales, Aspergillaceae.
AUGACCGAAGCCGUUUUUCAUAAGGAACGUCACCUCAAGUAUUUCCUACGAUGCCUCAAAACGUUUUUACCGGGCUUAUAUACCUCCAAUGACUCGAAUCGCGUCCUGCUCGCUUACUUCACCGUUGCAGGCCUGGAUCUCCUCGGCGAAUUAUAUAACAAGACAACUCCCGAAGAGCGGCAAGGGUAUGUCGAGUGGAUCUACCACUGCCAGGUGCCUUCGGGAGGCUUCCGGGGAUUCACAGGGACCGACUUUGGGUCAGAACGGCGAACAGCGGCAAACGAAGCUUGGGAUCCGGCCAAUAUUCCCUCGACAUUCUUUGCAUUGGUGAUACUGUUGACUUUGGGUGAUGAUCUGUCACGGGUAAAGCGAGCUGAGUGUCUACAAUGGCUCUCCAGAAUGCAGCGCGAAAACGGCAGCUUUGGUGAAGUCCUCGGCACAGAAGGGAAGAUUGAAGGCGGCGGCGAUUUACGAUUUUGCUGUUUCGGUGCCGGUACGCGAUAUAUACUGAGAGGGAAAUGUGGGAGUGACCUCGAGGGUAUCAUGGAUAUAGACGUAGAUAGGUUGGUCGCGUUUAUCGAGGCCUGUCAAGCAUACGACGGCGGCAUAGGGGAGGGGCCCUUUUGCGAAUCCCACUCUGGUCACACUUAUUGCGCUAUUGGUGCUCUAACAUUCCUGGACCGCCUUUCGAAGAACCAUAAGCCGAUCGCGUUACUUUCGGCCAAAGCUGGGCCUUUCGAGUCUUUGGUCAGAUGGCUUGUUGCACGACAAACAUCUGAGCUCGGCGACGAUGAGGAAGAAUCCGACGAAGAAGAUGGCCACGGCAUAGAUGAGGUUAAACCUUUAUCAGCGACAGUUGAGGAGCCCAGUUUAGACGCAAAAGUCGAUCGGCUCCCUGUUGUACCGCCGGAAACAGAGGAUUCACUGCGAUGGGCAGGAUUUAACGGACGCUGUAACAAAUAUGCCGACACUUGUUAUUCUUUCUGGAAUACUGCAUCUCUGAAUAUGAUGAAUAGGCUAGCGUUGGUGGAUGCGACUCGGAAUCGGCGAUACCUCUUAGAGAAAACGCAACAUAUCGUUGGUGGAUUCGGAAAGGGCGUGGGAGAGCCACCAGAUCUGCUACACUCUUACUUCGGGUUGGUAUCGCUCGCAUUUCAAGGGGAACCGGGCCUUGAAAGUGUCGAUCCAGCACUUUGUGCAAGUCAUCGCGCAGUUCGACAUUUACAUUCCCUACCCUGGUGGCAGGAGACAAAAACGUGA